Messenger RNA from Fusarium pseudograminearum CS3096, 462 nucleotides. RefSeq lists its product as uncharacterized. Lineage: Eukaryota; Fungi; Ascomycota; Sordariomycetes; Hypocreales; Nectriaceae. Bases 1 to 462 code for a protein of 153 amino acids. The transcript has 2 exons. The record is from RefSeq and is a predicted model, not a curated record.
AUGGCCGAUCCAACACCCAUCCCUAUCAUCCUUUGCGGAAAGACAGAGUUUGUUGGCGAGAAAGUAAUCGAGGCUCUGAAACCUGAGAUUGAAGUUGUCCACUUCAUACUUCCUGGAGAGUCAGGAAAGGUCAUCAUCCCUGAACUGCUGCGCGGCAAUCCUCCGCCCUCUCACCCCGACCUCAGCACAAUUGGAUCAGGAAAUUACACGCGAAUCCCCGAAGCCGUGGUUUUAGGUGGAGCGUUCGAGUAUGAAGACAUCGAAACCUUACGUGACGCUGUAAAGGCUGUGGAUGGGUCGCUCGGCGUAUCAUGGAUUCGCCAGGAUACUAAUCUGCCGGCACCUCCAGUCACAUCGCCUGAGUAUCCGAAGCUCAUGACAAAAAGAACAAAGGAGGCGAUAAUUGAGCUAAAGAGGAAUGGGAAGUUGGAUAGAAAGACUGAUAGAGUCGAGUGGUAUUAG